This is a messenger RNA of Plasmodium fragile, 2076 nucleotides long. RefSeq lists its product as uncharacterized. Bases 1 to 2076 code for a protein of 691 amino acids. NCBI's taxonomy places the organism in Eukaryota, Apicomplexa, Aconoidasida, Haemosporida, Plasmodiidae. The record is from RefSeq and is a predicted model, not a curated record. The transcript is spliced from 6 exons.
AUGAACAUUCCAAUUUGCAGCAACUAUUUGCAUAAUAUUUACUUAGAAUUUAACUUGUUUAAUAAUUUUUUAAAAGACUUAAAUCAAAAAAUAAAAAGUGACAAUAACGAAAGGUACACGCUUAUAUAUGACAGCUGCAUUGAAAAUGCAUAUAACAUACAAAAUAAAUUUCAAGAAUGCAACAGUGAAGAAGAACAUAUUGAUGAAAAGUUCAUAGAAUACUUUUCUCAAAACUUUAUUAUAAAUAUUAAAGCAUUUUUAAGGACAAACUUCUGUUGCAUAGAUGAAAAUUUGGAGAAUUUAAAAAAUAGAAAUAAAAAAUUAAUUGAGAAAUUAAAAGUGGACUUAGAGAAUGCAGAAAUUCAGGAUAAUUAUAUAUACGAAUUGGAAAAGAGCUUAAAAUGCGAAAAGGAAAAAAAUAGAAACACACAUAAUUUACAGGAAAAAAUAAACAACCUUGUGAAUCAAAAUGAAAAACUUAGGAACAAAAAUGAACAAUUGGAGAUGUCCUCAUGGAAACAGCAAGAAGAAAACAGUAAAAUAAAGGUUGAACUGAACAAAUUUUUGUCACUCAAAGAAAAAAAAAAAUAUAUUGAUAACGGAAAAAGAUCUUAUAACAGAUUAAACAAAAGCAUGUGUACGCUAUUUAAACAAAUUAAUAACAACAUACGAAGGAGAAACAAGAACACAUUAUUGUUGGAAAAGAGUAGGAGCUACAGUGCCAGUUUUUUGAAUACGUUCAACAGUUUAAUGCUUAACGAGGAGAAUCUCGUUCGUGCAAGAAAUCGACAUACGGGAGAAUAUGGGGAUGAAGCGGAAAAUUACGCACAAACAAAAGAUAUAGAGAAAAAUCGUGCUCUACAAAAUGGUAUACUGCACGGUUGUACCCACAACAACGGUGCCCUACAAACAAGAGCACUGCAAAAUGUAGCAAUAAAAAAUAACACACCACAAAGUGGAGGAGUACAGAAUGAAACACCGCAAAAUGACGUAACAAUGAGUUUCCACUUUGGCCAAGAAACCAAUGGAUAUAUCAAAAAAAGAAAAAAACGAAUUCGUCGGGAUCAGCAUGCUUAUCUAAUCACUCAUGAAACAUUUGACAAUAUGAUCAAUUCAAGCAAUUUCUUUUGUAGAGGAGACAACAGAGGAAUAUGUAGAAAUGAAUUAAAUUGCUAUAAUUUUGACGAAAAAGAUAAUUUUGAAAUUACAGAUCAAGGAGAAUUGAUCUACACAAAUAUGGAAUCAGUAAAUGAUAAGAAUACAAAGGGAAAAUGUCAUAAAUACAAUAAAUUCUUUAAAAACAGCUGCAUGCUGAAAAGAAUUUUCACUCAUAAUGAUUACUGCACCGACGGAGAGAAUACCUUGUCUUGUUGCAGUAAUACUUUACUUAUUGAUAUAAGAAAAGCACUAAGAAGAAACCGAACGUUUUUAACUGACUCUAUAUUAAGAAAACGGAUGUAUAGGGUUAAAAAAAGGAAAAGGGGGAAAUUAAGAAUAUUGCUUAAGGAGAAAGAGAAAUGUAAUUUUAAUGAGUAUGCUCAGAAAGGAGAUGAUCAGUUGCGUGCCAUAAGCAACAUGAAAAUGGAGGACUACAGAAGCACGAUUUGUAAUUUUUAUGAGUACAUAAAAAAAGACAUAAAAAUUGUCAUCGAGCGGGAUGGUAACAUAAACGUCGACCUUUUUUCGAAUUAUUUCAAAAACAUGAUAAAAGAAAUCCAUGACGAAGAAAAUAAUGUGAAAAAAAAAAAAAUUGAUAAAAUUACCAGAAAAUAUCUCCGUAAAAUUGAUUCUUACAGAUUACGGGAGAGGGACUUUUUCGAAGACGAAGGAAUUGUAGAAAACAAGAAUUGCAAAUAUCACAAUAGGAGUUUAAAUAAAUACGACUCAUUUGAUUUAAGGAAAAUUUUAAAAAAUAAUUCUGAACAAUGCGAAUUCAGUAGUGACAAUGAAGAAGAAGAACCUUUUUCAUUCUACAAAUAUAGAAAUAUAAGAAUUAUUGACAGAUUAAAGGAUUUAAAAAAUAACAUUUCAUUUUUUAAGUUUUAUGAUUUAAUUGAUUUUCCAAGUAAAUCCUAA